This is a messenger RNA of Sardina pilchardus (European sardine), 3277 nucleotides long. It is a transcript of the gene lrrc15, whose product is annotated as leucine rich repeat containing 15. Gene Ontology annotation, molecular function: protein binding. The transcript has 2 exons. Bases 257 to 1924 code for a protein of 555 amino acids. The record is from RefSeq and is a predicted model, not a curated record. NCBI's taxonomy places the organism in Eukaryota, Metazoa, Chordata, Actinopteri, Clupeiformes, Clupeidae.
AGGAAAAUGGGGAGGUAACUUUUGUUGAACGCUCACUCUGUUCCUCACUCACGUAAGAACUUGAUGUCAUAGAUGCUCAGACGAAUAAAAAUCAGGGGGACUGGAAGUGACUAAAAGUUGACGAAUGCAUACCAGUUACUAUUAAAAGCCAGGGAAACACCACACUAUCAAUUCAGAGGGGGGACGGACUGGAUCGCAGACCCUUUACCAGCUGUGUUCUCUACUCUUCAAAGCAAAACACAUCUAUUCCAGCCAGAUGGUCACAAUGGGUCUGCAUGUCCACAUUUUCCUCAUUUCUGCAAUUACAGCCCUCAUUGGGGCCUGUCCGGAUGUAUGUACUUGUCGGGAUACAAAAGUCUUAUGUCAAGGUCGGAUAAUUACACGGUUUCCGUCGGCAAUCCCUGUGGACACGAGUGCCUUGUUCAUCUCAAACAUAAAUAUCUCCUCACUGAAACCUGCAGACUUUGAGAACCUCGCAAACCACCUCACAGCCUUUGCUGUGAAGGACACAGAUAUCAAAGAAGUCUUGCCCAAAACCUUUGACCACACCAUCAAUCUGAAGUCCCUGGCAUUUCAAAGCACAAAGCUUGUAUCCCUUCCUGAAGACCUUUUUCAAACCUUGCAUUUACUACAAUCAUUUACUUGUACUGAGAGCAACAUACAGUUGUUACCUCCCUCACUGUUCUCACCACUUAAAGUCAAUAAUAGUCUAGUCAAUCUAGAUCUCGGCAAAAAUCAGUUGACUUCAGUGCCAGACAAUGCCUUCAGUGGACUUCAUCAGCUCAUUAACCUGCGGCUGAACAAAAACCACCUUAAGGAUCUCCCAGCUGGUGCAUUUGAUGACCUUGAAAACCUUGAGGUUUUAGCACUUCAAGAUAACCAAAUUGCUCAAUUACCAGCGAACUUGUUCUCUAAUCUUCAGCAACUUCAAAGCCUGUAUCUUUCCAAUAACAAGAUUUCUGUGCUUCCUGAUGGUAUCUUUACUAGUCUACCGAAUCUUAAAAGACUUACUCUAUAUGACAACAAAUUGCAAAAGUUGUCUCAUGCGACUUUCGGACCUAUGCUCAUUGACCAGCUGUGGCUCUAUGAUAAUAAAUUAAGCACCUUGGAAGACAAUGUGUUCAGCAAUCUGACCAGUAUGAAACUUCUGGUGCUCAGCCGAAAUCAGAUUCAGUCCAUCUCUGCCAAUGCUUUCAGUGGUCUAACCGAGAUACAGGAAGUGUCUCUGCACAGCAACCUUAUCACUAAUAUUAAGAAGGGUACAUUCGCCAAUCUUCCCAAGCUGGCCAACAUUUCUUUGGAGCACAACAAAAUUGAGUCAAUCUCUGCGGAUGUUCUACAUGGUGUGUCACAUUUACACCAACUGGAUUUGCGAAAUAAUUCUUUCCAAAAUUUAGAUCAAGACUUUUUGGAUUCUCUCCAGAUCGUUGAUGAAGUGCUUUUGACUUUGAACCCCUGGAAAUGUGACAAGGACAUUAUUUCUCUCAGGGACUGGCUGCUACAGUUUCCUAAAAAAGUGCCUAGUUCAAAAGACAUAUUGUGCCGGAGUCCAACAUCACUCUCGGGUUCUGUCAUCCAAGACAUACCAGAUGAGGAUCUUAUCCAGCCAACAACCCAAGCCCCCAAGACUGCGAUGGACCCUGUGACCCCAACGGAGAAGAGGAGAAGACCACACACAACCCCACCACGAAGAACCACACCCCUACCAACCAUCAAUGCCACUACAAAGCCAGACCAGGGCGAGGACACCAGCAGCAACCAGGGCUAUGGUACAAGCCGGUUACAGGACACUCAUUUGAUCAUCAUUGCAGUGGUCUGCAUGGCCGUCAUCGUCAGCACAAUUUUAGGCGUGGCCUGCUGGAGGAGGUACAAGAGAGAUAGCAGAGACUUGCAUCAGCGGCCAAAGACAAACUCAGUCAUUUAGCCCAAGCUUGAAAUCAGAGGUAUUUGACACUGCUCCAAGAGAUCUGUCCUUCUCUUUGUGAGGAUACCACUGCCUUAAACAGAAGGCCAGCACUGUGCAUUUCCAUAGGCCAAAAAGUCAGUUCCUCCAAGUACUGAAAUAAAGACUCUUUUGAACAAAGAUUUUCAUGUACAGUUGUCAAAAUCUCCUAAAACACUGCUUUAAAGCUCAAUCACAGAUUCACUUUGGCCUUUGUGAUUUAAAUCAGUUGAAAUUAUAUGUACAUAUUUCGAAAGUGUGUAUUUGUUUUAGUAAAUUGCAUGUUGACUUUUAAUAUCUGCUUAAAUUUGAUUUAAAGCUCCAUCACAGAUUCACUUUGGCCUUUGUGAUUUAAAUGAGUUGAAAUUAUAUAUUGUACAUAUUUCAAAAGAGUGUAUUUUGUUUUAGUAAAUUGAAUGUUGACUUUUAAUAUCUGCUUAAAUUUGAUUUAAACAAAUGCAUCUAUCGGUUUGAAUUUGCAAGCUGCUAUGGAAAUGAAGACAUGCUAUACUGUAAUAAAGUAACACCUGGCACCAAUGUGUCCAAAGUGUAUAACUACAGUAGGCAUUUGCCCAUUAUAAAGUUUCAACCAUAUGAUGUUCACUACUUCAGGCCUUUGCGUGACCAAUAAAUCCUAUACACUCUGAAGUAUAUGUGGGCCGUGGCAUUCAACCACUGUAUAUUUAGAUCAAAGCCAUUGACAGCAAAUUUCAAGCAUGCCAAGUGACCCGGAUCUACAUGUACUAGAAAGCUAUUCCAGUAUAAGUUGUGUCAGUGUGAAAGAGUGACAAUAAAAUGAACUUAUAUCAUUAUUGUCAAUAUUGUCAUGGAUUGAUACAUACAGUAGUACAGUCAUUUGUCAGAUUAUUUUAUUGAAUAUGUGUUGUGCCAUGUGGAACCCAAUAAUGUAAUAAUUUUCCAAUAAUGUAAUGCGUAACCCCCAAUAAUGUAAUGAAAGUCUCUUCUUAAAGCAACACUAAAGCACUUUUCCUCUGUUGCACGCACGCUAUUUGUAUAUCCAGCAAAUACCGAUGUCCACAGUCAAGGUAGAGCAUGUGGCAUGAUUUUAUGAAAAUAUGAUACAUUGCGACAUCAAAGCAAGUCAAAUAAGUAGUUUCUUAUGUCUCAUUCCACCAAACUACAGAUCAGCUACCCGAUCUGGUAAACUUAGUGUGGUUAUAGCCGAUAUGAGGGCUGCAAAGCGAAUGCAGAGGUGCGUACACCCAGUUACGAUUUGAUGAACCAUUGACAUUAGUUUGGAAACAUUAAGGUACAAAAAUCUAUUUAGUGUUGCUUUCAUGCCAUGAAAAAAAUAAUAAAAACCUGAUUAUGCAA